This is a messenger RNA of Botrytis porri, 1953 nucleotides long. RefSeq lists its product as uncharacterized. Gene Ontology annotation, molecular function: protein binding. Gene Ontology annotation, biological process: protein import into peroxisome matrix, docking. The coding region runs from base 1 to 1953 and encodes 650 amino acids. The record is from RefSeq and is a predicted model, not a curated record. The transcript is spliced from 2 exons. Gene Ontology annotation, cellular component: cytosol; peroxisomal membrane. Lineage: Eukaryota; Fungi; Ascomycota; Leotiomycetes; Helotiales; Sclerotiniaceae.
AUGUCUUUCAUGGGCGGUGCAGAAUGUUCGACAGCAGGAAAUCCUCUUAGUCAAUUCACCAAACAUGUUCAGGAUGACAAGAGUUUACAGAGAGAUAGAUUGGUCGGUAGAGCGCCUGGAGGCGGUAUGCAGGGCAUGCGCUCCGGCAUGAAUAUGAACGGAAGUCAAGAUCAUAUGAUGAACGAUUUUAUGCAACAAAAUGGUCAACUCCCACCAGAAGCUUUCGCUAUGCAACAUGAUCUUCAUCAAAACGCACAAAUGAGAAAUGGAACUCAAUCUCCAGCUGUUGGAGGAUGGGCUCAGGAGUUCAAUCCUGGGAUGCCAGGAAUGUCAGAACAGGCAAUGAUGGAGGCGGCGUUCCAAGCUCCCAAAGGUACAGCAUUCAGUCCUGCGGAUUUUGCUAGAUUUCAACAGAUGGGCCAAUCAAGCUCCGCGCGUUCUGCGAGUCCUAUGGCGCAAAAUAUGUCGAAUGGUUAUUCAUAUCAAGGUCCUCAAAUGGGUAUGGGUAUGGGUAUGAACAUGGGAAUGAUGGGCAUGAACAGAAUGGGUAUGGGCAUGAAUAUGAUGAAUCAACCACAGUAUCAACAACCUGCGCAGGAUUUACAACAAGACAAAGGAAAGGGAAAGAUGGUUGAGCUCGAUGAUCAAAAUUGGGAAGAGCAAUUCAAGCAGAUUGAUUUGCAAGGAAAGGAGCUCGAAGAGAGUUUGGCGGCGGAAGGAGAGUUAAAUGAAAUGGAUAGGUCAGUCCUUGAAUCUGAAACCAAUGAAUUUGGGGAUUUUGAAUCUAUUUGGAAGGGCAUACAAGCUGAAAAUGCUGCUGCUAGGGAAAUGGCCGGCGAACAAAGCCUAAACGGUAUGAACAUAAGCGAAUUCGAUCAAUGGGACGGAUUUGAUGCUGUAGGAACACAUCAAUCGCCAUUCCGCGAUCCACAACUCGGAGAUUAUAUGUUUGAGAACGAGAACCUUUUUAAAGAUAUCUCCAAUCCAUUCGAUGAGGGUGUGCGGAUAAUGCACGAGGGAGGUAACUUAUCUCUCGCCGCACUAGCUUUUGAGGCCGCGGUACAAAAAGAUCCCCAGCACGUUGAUGCAUGGGUAUUAUUAGGUUCAGCACAAGCCCAAAAUGAAAAGGAAACGCCAGCAAUCCGAGCGUUAGAACAGGCUCUGAAAGUUGAUCCUAUGAAUCUUACAGCCCUCAUGGGCCUAGCAGUUUCCUACACGAACGAAGGUUAUGAUAGUACCGCUUAUCGUACACUUGAGCGUUGGCUCUCCAUCAAAUAUCCAUCUAUCAUUGAGCCAGGCGCCCUGUCUUCUGAGAAUGACAUCGGCUUCACCGACCGACAUCAACUUCAUGAAAAGGUUACAGAUUUAUUCAUUCGCGCCGCUCAACUUUCACCAGAUGGCGAACACAUGGAUCCAGAUGUACAAGUAGGUCUCGGAGUCCUUUUCUACGGUGCUGAAGAGUACGACAAAGCAGUUGAUUGUUUCACCUCUGCCCUAGCCUCCACCGAAUCUGGAACCUCGAAUCAAAGAGACCAAGUUCAUCUCUUAUGGAAUCGUCUCGGCGCUACCCUCGCAAAUUCAGGCCGCAGCGAAGAAGCUAUCGCAGCCUACGAAAAAGCACUCACGCUCCGCAUCAACUUCGUACGAGCUCGCUACAAUCUUGGUGUUUCUUGCAUCAAUAUCGGAUGUUUUGAUGAAGCUGCUUCUCAUCUUCUAGGUGCAUUAGCUAUGCAUAAAAUUGUGGAAAAUGAAGGUAAAGAAAAGGCAAGAGAUGUACUGGGUGGUGGAAGUGUCAGUGACGCGGAUCUUGAAAGAAUGAUCUCGCAAAAUCAAAGCACUAAUUUGUAUGAUACGCUGAGAAGAGUUUUUAGUCAGAUGGGGAGAAGAGAUUUAUCGGAACGCGUUGUGGCGGGUAUGGAUGUGGAGAGUUUUAGAGGAGAGUUUGAUUUUUAA